This is a messenger RNA of Drosophila albomicans, 990 nucleotides long. It is a transcript of the gene GstO2, whose product is annotated as pyrimidodiazepine synthase. Gene Ontology annotation, cellular component: cytoplasm. Gene Ontology annotation, biological process: glutathione metabolic process. The record is from RefSeq and is a predicted model, not a curated record. The transcript is spliced from 3 exons. Lineage: Eukaryota; Metazoa; Arthropoda; Insecta; Diptera; Drosophilidae. Bases 163 to 915 code for a protein of 250 amino acids. Gene Ontology annotation, molecular function: glutathione transferase activity; glutathione dehydrogenase (ascorbate) activity.
AACAAUCAAAGCUUUGAGAAAGUGACUAAAAUAUCGAUAACGCCAACGCAGCUCUUCAGCAACAGAUAAAUAUAAGCAUUGUUUGUAAACUAUUAGUGUUUAGUAGAUCAGGUGAAACAGACCAACACGGAGCCGAUACGCAAAGCAAUCAAGUUUAGCAUCAUGAGCAUUCCACUGAAGCACUUUAAAAAAGGCUCCAUCAAGCCAACGUUGCCCGAGGAUGACGUACUCCGCUUCUACUCCAUGCGCUUUUGUCCCUUCUCGCAUCGUGUCGCUUUGCUGCUGGCUGCCAAACAAUUGCCGCAUCACAAGGUCUACAUUGAUCUGAUCGAGAAGCCCGAGUGGUAUACGGAGUACAGUCCCUUAGGCAAGGUGCCUGCUCUGCAGCUGACCCAUGUUGCUGGACAACCGGCACUGGUGGAAUCUCUCAUUAUAGCCGCCUAUUUGGAUGAACAAUAUCCGCAGCGUCCGCUCUUCUCGCAGGAUCCGCUGCAGAAGGCGUUGGACAAAAUACUCAUUGAGCGUUUCGCUGGCGUUGUGAGCGCCGUGUAUCCUGUGCUCACUUGCAAUCCAAAUGCGCCGCCUGAUGCGCUGCAGAACUUUGAGAAGGCGCUCGAUGUGUUCGAGCAGGAGCUGAUUAAACGUGGCACCCGCUACUUUGGUGGCGAACAGAUUGGUAUUGUGGACUACAUGAUCUGGCCGUGGUUCGAGCGUUUUCCCAGCCUCAAAUACAACACGGAGCAGGGCUACGAACUGGAUGCCAAGCGCUUCCAGAACUUGCUCAAAUGGCGUGAACUGUUGGCUCAGGAUGAAACAGUUAAAGCGACUGCAACGGAUGUGCAGCUGCAUGUGAAAUUCCAGCAGUCGAAGCUGCAGGGCAAGCCCAACUAUGACAUUGCCUUUCAGCAGCAAUAACAAAUGCACUUUAUUCAUUCCAAUAAAUCGAGAAUAAAUACAAACACUGAGGAUUAGGCAUCCUUGACCAGCAGA